AUGACCAAAUCAUCUGAUUCUAUUUCCAAUCCUGAUAUAGAUUCUGAUUUGAUCGAUAAUCCAAAUUCGCCACCUCAUUUACCCAAUCCAUUGGAUAACGAUGAUCAGAAGACCGUUCAUCGGGUAUUCUCGAUUCAAGAUGUCGAUCGCGCUUCUAUCUUUAGCAAAGAUGAAGGUGUAGAUAGGCAGAGCGAAGAGUCCAAAAUCAAUGUCGGAGCAAAGGAUGUGAAAGGUUUGAUCAGUAGCUUGCUGGGGACCAGUUCGAAAUUCAGUACCACUAGGGAUAUCGUUCGAUCCGAUAAUUCCCAGAUCGUCCUCAAUGCCGUCAAAGACUCAUCCAUCAAGCUCCAUGAGAGGUCCUCCGAAGGGGUGAAGGGAAAUAUUGAAUUUGCCUCUAGAGCCGUUGGGACCGAUAAGAAGUUUGACGAAGCUAGUGAUGAUAAGCCGAAUGAUGAGUGA
Molecule: messenger RNA, 459 nt
Organism: Kwoniella mangroviensis CBS 8507
Lineage: Eukaryota; Fungi; Basidiomycota; Tremellomycetes; Tremellales; Cryptococcaceae
Exons: 2
Coding region: 1-459 (152 amino acids)
Source: RefSeq, a predicted model, not a curated record